Molecule: messenger RNA, 2778 nt
Organism: Amphiprion ocellaris (clown anemonefish)
Lineage: Eukaryota; Metazoa; Chordata; Actinopteri; Pomacentridae
Gene: syvn1
Product: synovial apoptosis inhibitor 1, synoviolin
Exons: 16
Coding region: 210-2102 (630 amino acids)
Cellular component (GO): cytoplasm
Source: RefSeq, a predicted model, not a curated record
GUGGCUCCCAGGGAGCAAGCCAAAGAUAAACACGUCGACAGACGAACAGGGCGAAGAUAAUAAAUUUUACAGAGAAGCUGCCGUGAAAUGAAAGAAAUGGAGUAGCUGGGGAGAACGUACAGAUUUUAGCAGGCAAGGAGGCAUCCGUCAAACGAGCCGAGGAGCAAGUCUUUUGCAGACGUCGAGACGUAUCUGUAGCUGAUUCCAAAAUGGUGCGAGCAGCUUUGGUGACUGCCACCAGUCUGGCAUUGACUGGAGCUGUGGUGGCGCACGCUUACUUCCUCAAACACCAGUUCUACCCGACAGUGGUCUACCUCACCAAGAGCAGCCCCAGCAUGGCGGUGUUGUACAUUCAGGCAUUUGUGUUGGUGUUUCUGCUGGGAAAGUUCAUGAGGAAGGUCUUUUUUGGGCAGCUAAGGGCUGCAGAAAUGGAGCAUCUCAUCGAACGCUCCUGGUAUGCGGUGACCGAGACGUGCCUGGCUUUCACUGUGUUCAGGGAUGAUUUCUCCCCUCGUUUUGUUGCCCUCUUCACCCUCUUGCUCUUCCUUAAGUGCUUCCACUGGCUGGCUGAGGACCGGGUGGACUUUAUGGAACGGAGUCCGAACAUAUCAUGGAUUUUUCACUUGAGAGUAUUAUCUCUCAUGGGACUGCUGGCUGCCAUGGACUUCCUGUUUGUUAACCAUGCCUGCCAUAGCAUUAUUACCAGAGGAGCUUCAGUCCAGCUUGUUUUUGGAUUUGAGUAUGCCAUCCUGCUGACCAUGGUGUUGACAACCUUCAUCAAGUAUGUUCUGCACACUGUUGACCUGCAGAGUGAGAAUCCCUGGGACAACAAGGCCGUCUACAUGCUCUACACUGAGCUCUUCACAGGUUUCAUUAAAGUGCUCUUGUACAUUGCCUUCAUGACCAUUAUGAUAAAAGUCCACACCUUCCCCCUGUUUGCCAUCCGGCCCAUGUAUCUGGCCAUGAGGCAGUUCAAGAAAGCUGUAACAGAUGCUAUUAUGUCCAGAAGAGCUAUUCGCAACAUGAAUACACUAUACCCUGAUGCUACUCCUGAAGAUCUGCAGGCCUCCGACAACGUCUGCAUCAUCUGUCGAGAGGAAAUGGUCACUGGGGCUAAGAAGCUACCUUGUAAUCACAUUUUCCACUCCAGCUGCCUGCGCUCCUGGUUCCAGAGGCAGCAGACCUGUCCUACCUGUCGCAUGGACGUCCUCCGGGCUUCAAAUAACAACCAGACUCCGGCUCCAGCUCAGGCUCCGCCCCCUGCCCCAGCGGCACCCGCCAACGCCCCCGCAGCCCCGCCUCCUAACGUGGCUCCAGGCAUGUUACCUGGUUUUCCUCCGGGCAUCUUCCCCUUCUGGGGUCCCUUCCCUGCAGUGCCUCCUCCUGCUGCAGCAGCUCCAGCUCCUGGUGCUACUGAUGCUCCACAGAGCAGCACCGAGGCGACACAGACGGCUGGCUCCACCCAGCCCACAUCAUCUACUGCAGACGCUGCUACAUCAGCAGCAGCUGCCCCUGGAUCAACACUCCCAGGCUUCCCCUUCUCUUUCCCCCCUCCUCCCUUCCCCGCUGCACCAUGGCUGCCGAUGCCACCACCUCCUCCCUUUGUGUCAUCGAUGCCUCCUCCUCCUCCGUCUCUCUCCCGGCUGUCAGAGGAGGAGCUGAGAGAGUUGGAGGCAGAAGGCCGACGAGGCCUUGAGGCCAGACUCCAGUGUCUGCAAAACAUCCACACCCUGCUGGAUGCUGCCAUGCUGAACAUCCACCACUACCUCAGCACCGUCGCCACUCUCUCUCCUCCUCGGACUGAGGGCAGCGCUGGAGAAGCCAGCGGGACAAACCAAACGCCAGCGACUGCUACAGCCUCCAGUACCACAGAGAGUCUGAGCACGGAGAAGGAUUCAUCCAUCUCCGAUCAAGUGAAUGGAGCUACAGUCUCUUCUCAGCCCGCUGACUCCACCUCCACCUCCUCAGACACGGAAAGAAAAGAAAACAUGGACGACGGAGUGGUGGAGGACGAGGGUGGAGAACCGAACGCCGCUGAGCUGAGGCGCCGCCGCCUUCGUAAGCUGGAGACGGCGUCGUCACCCCCGCCUCCAGACAACUGAUCCGCAUGUCCUGACUCAGACAUAUCGCUGUGGACCAACAGGAACUCUGAGCUGACAUACGGUUGCUUUGGUUCUUUCAUUGCCUCUCCUCCUCGUGGCUCUUCGCCCUCCACAGCCUCAGGUUUCUGACUGUGUCGAGUUGGGCUGUCGGAAGACUCUUCUGGACUGUUUUGGUGUCAGAAAGCAAUAGCACCUCUUUUUUUUUCAUUUUGAUUUCACCGCCUUUUUCCCCCCUAAAGGAGGACUGCUGCAAUAGUCGUACUGCAGGUGUUUGUAAGUUUAAUCAGACAGGAGAAGGAUGUCAGACCCAGUCCUGGUUGAUCGAUGUGACAGAGGCAGUGUUGGGAUUUGUGUUUGCUAGUUUUACUGUUGGUGACGUCUUUGCCUGCACUUUUUGUUUAAUUCAGCUGUCUUAAGUAUAAAGGUGGUCCCACUCACCAUAUAAAAAUGUUACAAAGCAGAUGGAUCGAUACCAGAUCCAGUGAAUUCAAAUCAAAACAAAUCAGUUACUUCUGCAUUUUUUUCUUUAACAUGCAUCUCUGUUGUUUCCAGAUUCUCAACAUGUUGCCACUGCAGACAUUGUAACAUACUGAUUUAUUUGAAUGUGUACAUACUGUAUAAAGAGUUUUAAUAGGAUGAUCUGUACAUAAUGCAGAAUAAACUGUCUCAAAUGGCA